This is a messenger RNA of Jaculus jaculus (lesser Egyptian jerboa), 1490 nucleotides long. RefSeq names its product methyltransferase 6, methylcytidine (gene Mettl6). The coding region runs from base 446 to 1396 and encodes 316 amino acids. The record is from RefSeq and is a predicted model, not a curated record. The transcript has 7 exons. NCBI's taxonomy places the organism in Eukaryota, Metazoa, Chordata, Mammalia, Rodentia, Dipodidae.
GAUCCGCCGGAUGGGGAGUCGUCGGCGCUCCCUGGUCACGUUUCGGGGGUAGUUUUACACCUCGGCUUCCGUAUUCUACCCCCGCUCAGGCCGGAGACUGACUGGAGGGUGAGUGUGUCCGGGCUGCGUCCUUCGUCCUAGAGAGUGACGCCUGGACGGAUGGUCCGGAGCUGCCCGAGCGUGGCGAGCUGGGUGACUGACGCGAGGCCGAGCGUUGGGGUGGACGGUCCUCGACUUACCCCGGAGCCCCUGCGGCUAGUGCUGAAAGAGAGGUGGACCCUGGGCACGUUAGCCACCGACUGUCACUGGGUCACGUCCCUGCCUUGGCGUCAUGAUGGCAGUGUCUUUGGAAAAAGACGCCUCCCAAGCACCUUAAGGUGGUGAAAUGUGAAAUAAAACGCCCUAUGUCUGCAGUAUCUUCAAGGAGUCCUCAGGUUACUCAAGAAUGGGAGAAUCUUCAGCAGUGUUAAAUGUCUUACCAGCUACUAAUGAGAUAGUUUCUUUACAAAGGAAAGGAGUGUGGGGAAGGAUUCUCAGCUCUGAAGAAAAGGAGAAACUACAAAGAGACCAAACUUUGGUGUCUGAUUUUAAACAGCAAAAACUGGAAAAAGAGGCUCAGAAGAACUGGGAUCUGUUUUACAAAAGAAACAGUACCAACUUUUUCAAAGAUAGACAUUGGACCACCAGAGAGUUUGAAGAGCUAAGAUCAUGUAGGGAGGGGAAAUUGAAACACGGAGCUGUUGAUGUGAUUUCUCCAAGAGGAGUUUGGGCAUACAAGUAUGAAGGUCAAAAAUUGACAAUACUGGAAGCUGGCUGUGGAGUUGGGAACUGUUUAUUCCCACUUUUAGAAGAAGAUUUGAAUACCUUUGCCUAUGCCUGUGAUUUUUCUCCAAGAGCAGUUGAAUACGUUAAGCAAAAUCCUCUGUAUAAUACAGAGAGAUGUAAGGUAUUCCAAUGUGACCUCACUAGAGAUGACCUUCUAGAUCAUGUUCCACCAGAGUCUGUGGAUGCCGUCACACUGAUAUUUGUGCUUUCAGCUAUUCACCCUGAUAAGAUGCACCUUGUCUUACAAAACAUUUACAAGGUAUUAAAGCCAGGAAGAAGUGUCUUGUUCCGUGACUAUGGGCUAUAUGAUCAUGCCAUGCUCAGAUUUAAAGCUGGAAGCAAACUUGGAGAAAAUUUUUAUGUCAGACAGGACGGAACCCGAUCAUACUUUUUUACUGACGAAUUCUUAGCUCAGCUCUUUGUGGACUUGGGGUAUGAAGAAGUUGUGAAUGAAUACGUGUUUCGAGAGACGGUGAAUAAAAAAGAAGGCCUGUGUGUGCCACGAGUUUUCCUUCAGAGCAAGUUCCGAAAGCCUCCAAGGGACCCAGACCAGAAUGGUGACUCCCCUUAAGGAGGAUAGUUUAAAAAUCACAGUUUAUAUUUUUAUAUUUUGAGUUUGUUAAUGAGCAUAUAUAAUUUUUGAAUUAAAAAAGAUUAAAGCCGGG